AAAUACGUUUCGAGAAACAUUGCUCUUAUAGCCAUGCUUGUCAAUUAAUGUAAUUUGAUGGUAGAAUUCCAGUAAUUUAUACCACCAUGUGAUUCAGGUACUGUGAGGAAGGAGGUACUGUUUACCGUUUACCAAGAUUUCUUUUUGACUGGUAGCGGGGCUCUCUCUGGCAGGCGCAAAGUGCUAACUUUGCUAUUUGUGGUUCUUUCGAUUUCUUGAAACCGCCCCACCCUCCACAUACAGGACUCCGCUCACUAACGGGACUAACGGGACAGACUGUUCUCCAGCCGACUGCCAACUUGGAGGAUCCACGCAGACAUCCUCACGGCGCUCGCAUCUUUACAAUCACUUGUAUUCGACCUCGGCUGAUGGAGAUGCCAGUUAAAGCGUUGAGCAUAACUUGCUAGCUCGGUAGCUAUGUGUCUGUUAGUCUAGUGCGAAUUCCUGUCGCAACCCCAGCCAUGGCGGUAGGCUACAGCUGCUUAUGGUAGAUUUUGGGUGUAUUUUUUGGCCAGUAACGUUACGGCACACAUUAAAUGUAGGGUUAAACAGAUCCGAAAGGAAGGAAAGUGUCGUAUAAAACACGCCCCUACACGUCUCUUAUGGUGGAAGCAUUUUUGCCUGUGACUGCUAGUGAGGUAGUUGACGCUAGUGCCUGCAUGUCACGCAACUUUGGCACUGUUUCGAUUGGCUCCGCGUGCGCUUUUUGUAAAAAGUGUGUUCAAGGAAACCCUUUUUCGCUUUUUAUUUAACCAGACCUUUAAGGGUAUAUAAUUACAGUUUGGGUAGGGCAGCCUUUGGUUCUGAACUUUUGAUUUUAUUUCGGAAGACACUGAACACGAAUUUGAGUACAAAAUAGUGUAGCGGUUUCAGGCAUAAAAACGUUACAAUGCCAUCCGGAGAUGAUGGGCCAGACAGGGGUAGGGGCACGGAGGCUGCGGCUUCGGCCCUAAACGGGGAAGGCGCACCGAACCUGGAGGAGACACAGGCUCCCAGCGCCCCAGGAGUGGGCGCAGUAUCGGUCUUAUGGUCGUUCGGGAAGUGUCUCGGAGCACUGCUGCCGGUUUACCUUGCGGGCUACUUCGGUUUCAGCAUCAGCCUGGUGAUCUUCGGUCUAAUUAUUUACAUGGGAUGGAAACAAAGUCGAAAUGGGAAGACGGCAAGACUGCAGUCCGCCAUGUACCUACUGGAGAACGAGCAAGACUUCACCACUACGAAGAUAUUCAGAAGUAAACGAGAUUUACCGUCCUGGGUUAAUUUCCCAGAUGUGGAGAAGGUUGAGUGGCUGAACAAGAUUCUGCAGCAGGCCUGGCCAUUUGUGGGCCAAUAUUUGGAGAAGCUGCUGGUGGAGUCCAUCGCCCCCUCCAUCCGCGCCUCCAGCACCCACUUGCAGACUCUCAGCUUCACCAAGGUCAACCUCGGGGACAAGGCUAUGAAGGUAGUGGGAGUAAAGGCCUAUACAGAGCAUGACAAAAGACAGGUCUUACUGGACCUGUACAUUAGCUAUGCGGGUGAUGUGGAAAUCAACGUGGAGGUGAAAAAGUACUUCUGCAAAGCCGGGGUGAAGGGCAUUCAGCUGCACGGGAAGUUGAGGGUGAUCUUGGAGCCGCUGAUUGGAGACGUUCCCCUAGUGGGCGCUAUCACCAUGUUCUUCAUUCGCAGACCAAAACUGGACAUCAACUGGACAGGACUGACCAACCUGCUAGACAUUCCUGGACUUAACACAAUGUCGGACACAAUGAUAAUGGACGCUAUCGCGUCCUUCCUGGUGCUGCCCAACCGCCUGACUGUCCCCCUGGUGGCCGACCUCCACGUUGCGCAGCUGCGCUCCCCCCUCCCAAGGGGCAUUGUGCGUAUCCACCUCCUAGAGGCAGAGGAUCUUGCCCCAAAGGAUAACUACAUUAAGGGGGUACUGGCAGGAAAGUCUGACCCUUAUGCUGUGCUGCGGGUGGGCACCCAGACCUUCACCUCACACCACGUCGACAACAACCUCAACCCACAGUGGAGGGAGAUGUACGAGGUGAUAGUCCAUGAAGUGCCUGGACAGGAGCUGGAGGUGGAAGUGUUUGACAAAGACCCCGACCAGGAUGACUUCCUGGGGAGGUUCAAGAUGGACCUGGGUUUAGUAAAGAAGGCACGGGUCUUGGAUGAGUGGUUCAACCUAACAGAUGCUCCCUCCGGUCGCGUUCACCUCAGGUUGGAAUGGCUUUCUUUGAUGCCCAGUGCUGACCAGCUUGACCAGGUUCUUCAGAGAAAUAAGAAUAUUGCCAUUGCCAGUAAGACGGCAGAUCCUCCCUCAGCAGCCAUAUUGGCAGUUUAUCUUGACCGUGCUCAAGAGCUACCACUGAAGAAGGGCAACAAGGACCCCAGCCCCAUGGUGCAGCUGUCAGUGCAGGACACCACGAAAGAGAGCAGGACCUGCUAUGGGACCAAUAACCCCCAAUGGGAGGAUGCCUUUACCUUUUUCAUCCAGGAUCCUCGCAAUCAGGACAUUGACAUUCAGGUGAAGGAUGACGACCGGGCCCUGUCUCUUGGCAGCCUGUCCAUCCCUCUGUCUCGUCUCCUGGUCAGUCCUGACCUCACCAUGGACCAAUGGUUCCAGUUGGACAACUCUGGGCCGGCCAGCCGCAUCUACAUCAACAUCGUGCUGAGGGUGUUGUGGUUGGACAAGACAGCCCCUCCCACCAGCCCAGUCUCUCCCACCCCCUCAGUCUCUGUACCAGGGGGAAGCGAGGGGGGGGCGACGGUAGAUGUGACUGCUGGUGGAGUCAGUGUGACCCCCAGUCCCUCUCACAAACGACCCCAGCAGACAUCCCCUGAUCCCAGUUUUGCUUCUGAGGGGGUGUUGCGGAUUCACCUGGUGGAGGCACAGAAUCUAAUCGCCAAGGACAACUUCAUGGGGGGCAUGGUGAAGGGGAAGAGUGACCCCUAUGUCAAGACACGGGUCGGGGGUUUCACCUUCCGCAGUCAUGUGAUCAAGGAGAACCUCAACCCCACCUGGAACGAACUGUAUGAGGUGAUUCUGACCCAGCUGCCUGGACAGGAGAUCCAGUUUGAGCUGUAUGAUAAGGACUUGGAUCAGGAUGACUUCCUGGGGAGGUUCAAGAUUAGUCUGAGAGACAUCAUCAGCGCCCAGUACACUGAUCAGUGGUACACUCUAAACGAUGUGAAGUCUGGCCGUGUUCACCUAAUGCUAGAGUGGCUGCCCCGAGUGUCAGACCCCGCCAGACUGGACCAGGUCCUGCAGUUCCAGUCCCAGCAGUCCUAUCAGAACAAGGUGGUGCCCUCCGCUGCAGUGCUGUUCAUCUACGUGGAGCGGGCGCAUGGCCUACCUCUGAAAAAGAGUGGGAAGGAACCCAAAGCGGGGGUGGAGCUUUCCCUCAGAGGCACCUCUUACAGAACCAAGGUUUGCGAUCGCUCCACUUCUCCUCAGUGGGAUGAGUCCUUUCACUUCCUGGUUUGUGACCCUAAGCAAGAUACGCUCAUUGUGAAGCUCUCUCACAGCUGGGGCAUGGCCCUGGGCUCUGUGGUGCUGCUGCUCAGGGAGCUGCUUGUGGAGCCGGGCCUGGUGCUGGAUCGCUGGCUGACGCUGGAUGGAGCCCUGCCAGAGAGCCAGAUCCUGCUGAGAGCAACACUCAUGAUUUUGGACUCAAAGUUGGCUGCGUGUGGCAAGGAUCCAGGAGAGACUGCCAGAGCCCUGGCCCCUGCCAUGUCUGCUCCAGAUGUCGAGGAGGUAGAGGCCAUCAUCCCCAGCAAAGAGGCAGCCACUUCAGCCAACCAGGAGCUCAGACACAGGGCAGUGCCUCCCCAUGGAGGUGGGGAUCAGGGGCGCAGUGAUCAGGGCCAGGUGAAACUGUCUCUCUCCUACUCCACUGAGGAGAACAGGCUGGUGGUCCUCGUUCACGCCUGCAGGCAUCUGAUAGCCUGUACCAAGGAUGGCUCGGACCCCUAUGUCUCCUUCAUUCUGCUACCCGACAAGAACAGGACUACCAAGAGGAAGACAAGCGUCAAGAAGAGAGAACUAAACCCUGAGUUCAAUGAGAGGUUUGAUUUCGACCUCUCCCUGGAGGAGGCAAGGCACAGACGGCUUGAUUUGUCCGUCAAGAACAGUGUGUCCUUCAUGAGCCGUGAGAGGGAGCUCAUUGGGAAGGUACAAAUAGACCUGGCCCAGCUUGAUCUCAGCUCUGGGGUUACACAGUGGUACGAUUUGACAGAGGAGGCCAGCUAAUUGAUCUGCUCAUAAAGAUUACGUCACAACACUGCACACAACGAGGCCUUUGUAACUACCAUUCCCCAGCUCCUCUCUCUAUGUUUCCUUUUAAAUUGUACAUUUUUUGCUUUUGCAUUUUUGUCAUUUUCUUGUCAAAAUGUAUAGGGUGGACAGGACCACGGAUGAUGAAGAGGAGGCAAAUACAGUUUACGCAAGUAUAACUUGAGCUCAGUUAUUCAUGAAUAGGCUCAUCAGUCUCAUAUGUUGAAGGUAAAACUGCCAUGUGCAUUUUCUAGUAUAAAAAAGAAGAGCAAUGUUAAACAUUGUACAACCAAUUUCACAACAUGUUGGCAGGACAUUUAUGGUAGGUCACUAGCCCAGUGCAUUGUGUAAUGGGUUCUUGAUCACUGUAACUGUAUUUUAUGUUACAACAAUUUAAUUGUUGUAAAUGUACUAACUAAAUUAUAACUAAUCACUGAGAACUGUAUUCUUUAAAGGGCUUUGUAGGCUGAUUAAUGAAAUAUUGUGAGUUUAGAGAUAUCAUGUACCUUGAAUAUCUGUGUAUGAUGUUUGGUAUUAACUUCAUUAUUUCUGGAAAUAGUCAACAAUUAGGCCAAAUAUUACACCAGGGUCUUUAGUUGGACAUAUCAAGCAUACAUAAAGUAACUGUGCCUUUUUACAAGGUAGAUUUAGAGAAUAUGUCAUCCUACCAAACAUUUUCCUUGGGUUUUAGUUUUCUCAUAGAUCUAGCCCUAAUUGCCAUUUUCUACUGAAACAGUGUAGCCUUGGAAAUGACCACCUCAGACCACUACAAGCCAAUAGCUUGAAAUGGCUUUCAUCUUUGUGGGGACCAAAGUCCUGUAUACACCAGUUUUGGGCAGCUCUGAAUGCUAGUUUGGAAAUGAUGGUGGCUCACAAGUGUCAAAAAUAUGAAGACCGCUGUCUGGGCAAUGGCAGUAUAUUCAAACCAAAGUUAUCCCUCUCUUUGAAGUGACACUAAUUAGGUUUUAUGUACUAGGUAACGAAUUAGGUUUUUUAAAAUCCUUUUAAAUAUGGAGAUUGAUGUGGUCAUUUAAAUAUUAUUUAAUGCCUUUGUUUCCUGUGUUGAUCAUUCCUUUUUUACCUUACAUUUGCUAUGUUUUUAAUUUUGCCUUAGGUAUGGCCUUAAGUAUUGUUAUGUGCACAGCUGAUUUCUGGUAUUAAUGAAGAUUAACAAGGCUGCUGAGGAACUGCUGGUUAGGGUACAGUUUGCAUUGUGCUCCCACUGAAGGAAGCUGUCCUGUGUAUUACAAUCAAAUUGAUUUUGAAUAUUGCUUUUAAAGCUAUGUAAUGAGUAUUGUUUUUCUGUCCUUUCAAAACCAGCAGUCACGAAUAAUGCUUGACAAAACUGCAUAAGAUAUAUAUAAUUUUUAUUUCAAUCCUUGUGCUUUUAUUUGCUACCAAUUCACUGUGAGUGGCGAUAGAUGCAUAUAUACCCAUGUUUUGAAUCUUAAGGCAUCACUUGCACUUACCAACUGUAGAAGCUUGAAAUCUGAAAGUGCGCUUGAAACAUGUUAAACUGCUGAAACUGUGUGCUUUGGAAGAGAAAAUAUUAAGUAGUCAAGUCUAGACUCCCAUCUAUGUAUAUGUAUAUAUCUGUGUGUGUGUGUGUGUGUGU
This is a messenger RNA of Megalops cyprinoides (Indo-Pacific tarpon), 5867 nucleotides long. RefSeq names its product extended synaptotagmin-like protein 1a (gene esyt1a). Gene Ontology annotation, biological process: lipid transport. The transcript has 31 exons. The record is from RefSeq and is a predicted model, not a curated record. Lineage: Eukaryota; Metazoa; Chordata; Actinopteri; Elopiformes; Megalopidae. Gene Ontology annotation, molecular function: lipid binding. Bases 890 to 4228 code for a protein of 1112 amino acids.